Messenger RNA from Liolophura sinensis, 2900 nucleotides. Its product is annotated as ATP-dependent RNA helicase SUPV3L1, mitochondrial-like. The transcript has a single exon. The coding region runs from base 49 to 2460 and encodes 803 amino acids. Gene Ontology annotation, cellular component: mitochondrial degradosome. Gene Ontology annotation, biological process: mitochondrial RNA 3'-end processing. NCBI's taxonomy places the organism in Eukaryota, Metazoa, Mollusca, Polyplacophora, Chitonida, Chitonidae. The record is from RefSeq and is a predicted model, not a curated record. Gene Ontology annotation, molecular function: hydrolase activity, acting on acid anhydrides; ATP binding; RNA helicase activity.
CAUGGUGUUUAGUGAGGUUUUCCUUUGGUGAAUAGCUGCAACAUCAAGAUGGGCCACAGGCUGUUGAGAUCAUUCGUGCUGCCAUCCUGUCGAUCGGGAUUCAGAGGCAGACAAAUGUUCCCUACCCCGACAACGUGUUGGAGAACAACAACAACGCCUAAUGAAACAUUGUUUGGCGUUAUUACUUCUGCCCGACGCAACAAGUCGGAUGGAAAGGGCAAAGAUAUCAGCUCCUUGGUACAGCCAGUGUACGUCAAACCUCCCAACAACCCAGAUGACAUAAAUGUUGGGGCAGAGUUAACCGGCUCUCUCAAAAAAGAAGACUUACUGAAAUUGUUAAAUCAGUUUUACAGAAGGCCGGAGAUCAAGCGGCUGUCAGCCGAAAGUGGUCUGGACAACAAACUGUUUCAUCAAGCUUAUAUCAGCUUCAGGCGGUUUUGUGUUGAGUCGGAAAAUUUGCCUGUUGAUCUUCAUGUUGUCCUCAGUGAUAUCUUACAAGAGGCAGGGCAUACUGAUGAUAUUUUUCCUUAUUUCUUGCGACAUGCAAAAGAGAUUUUUCCGCAUUUAGAGUGUAUGGAAGACUUAAAAAAAAUAAGUGACUUGAGACUUCCUGCAAACUGGUACCCUGAGGCCAGAGCAAUACAACGAAAAAUCAUCUUUCAUGCAGGACCUACAAAUAGUGGGAAGACGUAUCAUGCCCUUCAGAGACUGUUCAGUGCUAAGUCAGGUGUGUACUGUGGCCCGCUUAAAAUGCUGGCUGUGGAAGUGUUUCAGAAGAGUAAUACAGCUGGAACAAUGUGUGACCUAGUAACUGGAGAGGAAAGACGAUAUGCUGACCCAGAGGGAAACCCCUCGGCUCAUGUUGCCUGUACUGUAGAGAUGACCAGUGUUACUAACCCAUAUGAGGUGGCUGUGAUUGAUGAAAUACAAAUGAUAAAGGAUACGCAGAGAGGCUGGGCAUGGACAAGAGCGUUACUUGGAGUUUGUGCUCAGGAAAUCCAUGUGUGUGGUGAAGCAUCAAGCAUCCAGCUUGUUAAAGAUUUGAUGAUGGUGACAGGCGAUGAAGUAGAAAUAAGAAAGUAUAAACGGCUCACAAAACUGAAAUUUCUGGACAAAGCUGUUGGGUCAUUUGAUAAUGUGACACGUGGUGAUUGUAUCGUUUGUUUUAGCAAGAACGAUAUCUAUACUGUUUCCAGGCAACUUGAGAAAAGAGGCCAGGAAUGUGCUGUUAUUUAUGGAGGCCUUCCACCUGGUACAAAAAUGGCACAAGCACAAAAGUUCAAUGAUGCGGAAAAUUCAUGUAAAAUAAUGGUGGCAACAGAUGCCAUUGGUAUGGGACUGAAUUUGUCUAUAAAGCGCAUUAUAUUUUACUCACUGAUAAAACCAAGGCUUAAUGAAAAGGGGGAAAAAGAAAUGGAUGUUAUCAGUACAUCGCAGGCUCUACAGAUUGCAGGUAGAGCAGGAAGGUUUGGGACAGAGCAUGAAGAAGGGGAGGUAACCACAUUCAGGAAAGAUGACCUUGCUUUAUUAAAGGAUAUUUGUCGGAAAGAGAUAGAGACAAUAGAGCAGGCAGGUCUUCAUCCAACGGCAGAGCAAAUAGAACUGUUUGCAUAUCACCUGCCCAAUGCUACCCUCUCUAACCUUAUUGACAUAUUUGUCACACUGUCUCAACUGGACAGUGAUAAAUACUUCAUGUGUAAUGUAGAUGAUUUCAAAUUUCUUGCAGAUAUGAUUGAGCAUGUUCCUUUAGCAUUAAGAGCCAGGUAUGUAUUCUGUUGUGCUCCUAUUCCCAAGAAACAGCCAUUUGUUUGCACUAUGUUUCUGAAGUUUGCUCGUCAGUACAGCCGCAGUGAGCCAAUCACACUAGAUUGGCUGUGUCGUCAGAUUGCUUGGCCCUUCUCACCACCUGAAACUAUACUGGACCUGGUUCACCUGGAGGGUGUCUUUGAUGUCCUUGACCUCUACCUGUGGCUUAGCUAUCGUUUUCAAGACAUGUUUCCAGAUGUGAGUUUGGUGCGUGACAUGCAGAUAGAGCUGGACUCAAUAAUACAGAUGGGUGUAUUCAACAUCACUAGACUCAUUAAGGCAACAGAGACGCCCACCUCAAGUGCCCCACCCACUGACGAGGAUGAGUUUGAGAUGAAGAGCAGGUCUCACAAAUCUGCAAUGGCACAGAAAAAUUACAUGAGUGAUGAUUUUGGUGAGAGGAAGUCCCAGAAAAUCAGACAUGAAAGAGCAGAUUCAGCGUUUGACUCAAGACUUUCAGCAAACUUUGUGCGGGCAAAGUCUGAGACUGCUCAAGGAAAGGCAAAUGGAAAAGUCAACCUAGGCCAUGGGCGAUUAACAGAUCAGCUGAUUAAGCAAGGCUUGCUGACUCCUGAAAUGCUGGCAAAAUUGCAGGAGGAGUGGCUUAGUGAGACUCCGCCCACUGGGAAUACCCCAGGCUCGGAUGACAAGUGACAGCUUUCUGAAGUUUUGCAGACAGUUAGGGUCAAGAGUUCCAAUAGUAUCAGAAGAAACAUUACAGUGAUGUCCAACAGUGCUGAUUCUUAAUGAACUGUGCUUAAUUGCAAAUUAAUUGUGCCAUAAUAAUUAAUACAUAAGAGCAUUAAUAGGUGAAUGUGUAAUUGGAUGACACAUAAGUAUGCAAGAUCACUGAAGUAUUAUAUUUCUGGAUUGCAGCCUAUACAUGUAUUUGAUUGUGUUUGUUACAUUUACAUAUAAGUUAUGCUAUUCAAAUUAAUGUUUCAUUGUAAAUGUUUACUUGGAGAUGUAUUUUUGUUUCAGUUAUGCUGGAUGCCCAUGUCAUGUGUUGAGUUGUUAUGAAUCUACAUCCAAAAGAUUGUGUUGAUUGAAGAUUUUAGAUGUCUAUAGUAAACGUACCAAAUACAACUCUCUUU